AUGGCGGACCCUUCCACGAGCGGCGGCGACCGCGGCCAUGGGGCCACCAUAUCGGAGGUCUGGUUGCAGCAGGCAACAGAGAACCAACAUGAUUAUAACGAAGGCGUGUCAUCGCCAGUUUCACUGCUGGACAAUGGGUGGGACCAAAGUACUCCAGCUGCAAAGAGGAAAAAGAAUGAUGUGAAGAGCACUGUCAGCAACAAGAGGCAGUGCACAAAUAAGAGGCCCCAGGAAGCUGGCCGCUCCUUUAUCAGUUCCGCGGCAAACUUUCUCAUCAACUCUGGCACUCGCAUGUCAAAGAUGUUUCAGGGUGCCCCAAGAAGUGUUGGCUGCAGCCAAUCUUCCCCUGAGGAUUUGACAGGCGAAGAUGUUGGGGCUGACAGGCCAAGCACAUCUGCAGAGGCCUUGGAUGAGUUUAUAGCGGCGAGGAAGCAGGAAGAGAAGGCAAGGAAGCUGAGUCGAUGCCGGUUUGGUGCAGACAGGGGGAAGAGGCCAUCAGGGAAAUUACUGGGGGCCAGCCAACGGCCUUGGAUGAGGUUCCCAGAAGAUCGGCCUCGGCAGGGUCCAAUAGCAUAUACUCUCGUGGGGACAGCUGUGGGCAAAAGUCCAGACCCUCCAAGAGCCGACUCGGAGUUUUGCCGGAUGCUUGUGAGUGACGGCAGUGCAGGAUCGCAGGCAGCAUCCAUGAAGUCCAAGAAAGCAAGGGAGAGCGAACAUUCUCCUUGGAAGUGCUGCAACAAGGACCAGAAUUCCACAGUAAAACCAUCCUCAAAGGUCUUUGGGACACAAAGGAGUCAGGCUCCCUGGCGGAGCCCGGCUUCACGAAAGCAGGCAGACCUCAUUGUGAUCGACGACGAUGAAGAUGACAUGGAAGGGUCCCCAAGCAACAAAGGUGCCAGGGAGACACAUGAUUUGUGGAAGGGGGUGGAGCAUUUGCGCUAUAACACACGCAACUCUGAGCAGAAGGCCAACAGGUCAAGACUGCUGAAGGAUGUGAAAGCAGUGUACCCGCCAGAAGGAGGCUUCGGUGCUGUGGAAAUAACAAUGGAGGACCUGAAGAGGCUGGAGCCCUCUGAAUUCCUUAACGACACAAUUAUUGAUUAUUACACCAAGCUCCUGUACCAGCAUUGCGAUGCAUCGAAGAAGGAGCUUUUCCAUGUGUUCAACAGUUUCUUUUACAAGCAACUAGCAGAGGCGGCAGGCAGCACCUUAGAGGCGAAUGCACAGUGCCCUGGAUAUGAUCGUGUCAAGCAUUGGACCAAGGUGGACUUGUUCGCAAAAGAGUAUCUGUUUGUGCCCAUCCACGAGGCGCUCCACUGGACGCUGGCGAUUGUGUGCCACCCUCUAAGGGCCUUUUCCUUUCCCAACAACGAGCAGGAUGGGGAAAAGACACCCUGCAUACUUCAUUUGGACUCAAUGUCAGAUGGACACUGCAGCAAGGCCGUCAGUGCGCGCAUAAGGAGUUACUUACAGUGUGACUGGCUGCGCAAGCAUCCAGACGCCGGAGAACCACUGCAGGAGUUCAGGAUAAAGCGUGUUGAUGUGCCUAGGCAGAACAACCACUGCGACUGCGGCCUAUUCCUCCUAAUGUACAUGGAGUACUUCAUGCAUGCUCCCCCUCAGGCCAUCAAUGUUGAACGCCUUGACAAGCUGCCACGGGAGCACUCCUUCAAGUACUUCCUGUCCAAGACGUGGUUCAAGUGCUCCAACAUGAUUCCCUUCAGGCUGCACAUCAAAAAGUCGAUCCUCUUCCAUAUGAUUGAGAGGUACAACAAGGACAACGACAUCAGCAGUAAAGAGGAGGAAACGGGCGCACAAGAGCGGGAGAAGAGAAUGCAACAGCAGCAGACGCUGACUCUGCUGAAUGAAAUUCUUGAGGCUAGUGAGCACAGGACACACGGUGUUUACAAGAAUGUGGAACAAGUCCAGGAGAUAAAUGAGGCACUGUUCAGGGCAAGCAACAGAAACGCUUCAAGAGAGCAGCAGGACAGAUCCAUGUGCUUGGAUGCUAAUGAUUGCAUGGACAAUGAUUCAUCUUCUGAAUCUGGCCGAGUUGUGGUGCACAAUGGGUCCGUUGAAUUGGACAUCAGUGAAAUGGAGGUCGAGGAACGCUGGAUGCUGCGGUCAGACUUCAAGAGCAAGAGCCAAGGCUGCUCCAACCCUAUUGCUGGUCCCACCCCCCGCGCUGCCUGCACUAGAGACGGAUCUCCGACAGCUGAAGUAGCUCAAGCCUCCAAGGCCAAUAUUUCGGCCUGGGCAAGGGAUGACGGUUGCCACUGUGGGUCCCCAGGGCGCAACCACGUUGAAGAGAUGGUGGUCGAGUACUCGGACCCUGAAUUGGAUCUGGAGAGCAGUGUGUCGAGCGACAACCCUGCGGAUCCUGAGUACAAACCCAGCGGGCGCUGA
This is a messenger RNA of Ostreobium quekettii, 2406 nucleotides long. The record is from the annotation of a GenBank genome assembly. NCBI's taxonomy places the organism in Eukaryota, Viridiplantae, Chlorophyta, Ulvophyceae, Bryopsidales, Ostreobiaceae.